AUGGGGUGCAGGAACAGCAAGGUCCUCCCUGAGCCUCCAGGGGAUGUUCAGUUGGACCUGGUAAAAAAGGUGGAUGCACCCCCUCAAACAGACAUCUAUAAGCACUUCAUUCGAGGAGAUGGUACAGUUGGCAAGGUCGGUGGAGGGGGAGUUGACAAGGGAGGCUCCACCACCCCAUCUAUUACUCAGGCACAAGCUUCUACUCCUGUUACCUCCACUCAACACCCUAAAAACCCAGCUGAGAUGCCAGACCCUCAACGGAAGAAGGUGGCCAAAUAUCGAGCCAAGUUUGACCCACGAGUCACAGCCAAGUACGAUGUCAAAGCUUUGAUAGGUCGGGGGAGUUUUAGCCGGGUUGUCCGCGUGGAGCACAAGAGCACUCGGCAGCCUUACGCCAUAAAAAUGAUCGAGACUCGAUACAGGGAGGGAAGGGAGGUUUGUGAGUCUGAGCUGUGUGUCCUUCGACGGGUUCGCCACACUAAUAUCAUCCAGCUAAUGGAGGUGUUUGAGACGGCUGAGCGGGUUUACAUGGUAAUGGAACUGGCCACCGGGGGAGAGCUGUUUGACCGCAUCAUUGCCCGCGGCUCAUUUACAGAGCGAGACGCCACCCGGGUGCUGCAGAUGGUACUGGAUGGUGUCAAGUAUCUUCACACUUUGGGUAUUACGCACCGAGAUCUGAAGCCCGAGAAUCUGCUGUACUACCACCCUGGCGCAGACUCUAAGAUCAUCAUCACUGACUUUGGUUUAGCCAACAGCAGAAAGAAGGGAGACGAGUGUCUGAUGAAGACCACAUGCGGCACGCCUGAGUAUAUUGCUCCUGAGAUCCUCGUCAGGAAACCCUACACGAAUGCCGUCGACAUGUGGGCGUUGGGGGUGAUAUCUUACAUCCUGCUGAGUGGAACCAUGCCCUUUGAGCAUGACAACCGUAUGAAGCUCUACCGGCAGAUCCUCAAGGGAAAGUACAGUUUCUCCGGAGAGCCGUGGCCUAGUGUUUCCAACCUUGCCAAAGAUUUUGUGGACCGGAUUCUAACAGUGGAUCCUAGCGCACGGCUAACUGCCGGCCAGGCUCUCAAGCACCCCUGGAUAGUCAGCAUGGCUGCUGCCUCCUCCAUGAAGAACUUGCAACGCUGUAUAUCUCAGAACCUGCUGAAGCGGGCAUCAUCUCGCUGCCACAGCACCAAGUCGCAGCAGUCCAUGCACUCCAAUCGCUCAACCAAAUCCAACAAAGCUCGCCGCAUUCGGGAAAAGGAGCUGCGCGAGUUGAACCGACGAUAUCAGCAGCAGUACAACGGCUGA
Molecule: messenger RNA, 1296 nt
Organism: Nerophis lumbriciformis (worm pipefish)
Lineage: Eukaryota; Metazoa; Chordata; Actinopteri; Syngnathiformes; Syngnathidae
Source: RefSeq, a predicted model, not a curated record